Molecule: messenger RNA, 2136 nt
Organism: Trypanosoma theileri
Lineage: Eukaryota; Euglenozoa; Kinetoplastea; Trypanosomatida; Trypanosomatidae
Exons: 1
Coding region: 1-2136 (711 amino acids)
Source: RefSeq, a predicted model, not a curated record
AUGGCAUCGUGGGACCCUAGGAGCUAUGUUGCAGAGGCGCUUUCACGUCACAUUACUGCAGCGGCGAGGCAAGAAAAAAUCGGAGACGCCCCGUCCUAUUAUGAUGCUUUAACGAGUCACCUUCAAGCCCAUGAGGAAUCAGAAUCAGUGAAGGCAUCACUUGAGGCUCAAAGUCAACGUAAUGCUGAGGUUGUCAUUAAUAUUGGCGGUACACCCUUUACAGUGGUUUACAACGCCCGACGUGUUAGAGGAAUUUCUGAAAUAAAAAAGGUAAUUGAAGAUCUUGUCUCUGAUAUAUCUAGGAAAAGUGAUUUUAUAUAUUCUGAGUUUCUUCACUUAAAUGGAGAAGGUGGAGAAUAUAUUGUUUCUUCAGAACUCUUUGAUAUAUUGAAUCAUAUUAAAUCUAUGUGUCUGUUAACCAAUAAUAUGUAUGAUCCUACAACUAAGAAGGAAAAAACAUUGGAAACUACUGAUUUAAGUGGAAAUCAAAUGAAUAAUUUAAACCUUAUGGAAGGUCGGAGAGUGUUUUGGCCUGUUAAAAUGUUGCUUUCUAUUGAUGAAUAUAUGAAGGCUUGGUUAGUAGACCAAUUUGUGGUUUCUUUGCGUGAAAGAAAAGAUUUUUUGGGAGCAAUGGUAAGCUAUGAAGGCUAUACUCGCGCUUUUGGCGUUCCAGAAAAAAGUGAAAUGUGGAAAGGUGGUAUCUUGGGUUUGGAUCUUGAUGGAAAAAAAAGAUAUGUGGAUUGUUUGGAUUUGGACGAUGAUCGUCCCGCUUUUGCAACUCAUUUUGUAGAGACUUGGUUUUCCGACCCCUUUGGGAUGCAGUGCUCCACUGCAUGCUGUAGGACGUUGGUAACGGCAUACUGUCUCGCAGUAGCUCUUGCUAAAUAUGACAGUGAUGAAGUGGCUUUACGCUUUAUUCAUGAUUGGAGAAAGUCUCACACCCCUGAUACUAUGGAGUGUUUACUUGGUUAUUUACUUGUUUUUGGAACUGGGAGAAGAAUUACUGAUUUGUCAGAUAGCAGUUUUGGUGAAAAUGAUGCUCUUCGACUUCGAAUUCAUGAUAGAAAAGCACAGGUAGCUCAUGCUCAUCAACAAAUUGAACGAAAAAUGAAAUAUGAAGAGUGCGCGUUAAAAGCUAUAAUAAGGAAUAAUUCUGCUGAUGGUCUUUAUCUUUUAUCUCCAAACGAAGAUAAGGCAUUAGAAAACCAACUUGAGAAUUCUUUUUCGUUUUUCCCAACGAUGUGUACUGUUAUGUCUUAUGUUGCUCAUGGUGGUAUUGUAUGUGUAACAGUUGUUAAAAUGUUUGAGUUCUCUAGAGGGGAUUCAAAAUGUUGUAUUGGUUUAUCACAAUGCUCUCCACUUUACAACUAUAUUUUUGAAACAGGUUCAGAGUUAACUUUGAAUUUUCUUCUAUCUAAUGGAAAUGAAAUCUAUGAAAGUAUACUUUAUGAUUAUCCAUCAUGGAUUAAUCAGAAUGGAAACGAACCGAUUUUUUUUGAACUUAAUGGUAAACAUUGUGUUACAACCGGUAUUCUAAAGAAAAAAUGUAUACAAUGUGUUUUUUCCACACUAAAAUCGUUUCUUGUUGGUGAUCAGUUAUUCGUUAUGGGACAGUUAGUGGGUGAUGUCCCGCAGACAGGACUGAUGAAAUGUGGAAAUUCAUAUACUGUACUUAACUGCCUCCCAUCUGAACGUAUGUAUCCCUUCUUUUUUACAACUGUUCACAAACUUUACGGUACGGUGGGUCUUGUUGGACAUGGAUGCCACUUGUGUAGUUUACACCCACCAAUCAUUAUGAUUUGUUGUCCUUUUGAGUCUUCUGGUAUUGUUUUGGACGAAAAGAACGUGGGUCCCAAGUGUUUUGUGACAUUUUUAUCAGGUGGUGGAGCGUCUGUAUUCCAUGAGAAAAUGUAUAAAGAUUUGAGAUGUGGUAUUCCUAUUUCUGCUACUACAGUUUCUUCAUUACCUCCCGAUACUGUGGCGUUUCGGAUAAAGGGUAGAAUUGUCCAACUACUUUCUGAACGCCUUGCUCAAGAUAUCUUAUGCAUGAUUGCAGUCACUAGUAUAACGGCCCACAGUGAUAACCCCCUUGCUAUCAAUGUUAAUUCAGAAAAUGGUAUUAUAAGGGUAAUUUAG